AUGCAGGAGGGCAUGCAGCCGCCGCUCGCCUGCACCACCCGCACAGAGCUGGGGGCGAACAUCAAGCGCGAGAAGAUCGUGGAGAUAUGCGAGGGGUGCGGACAGAAGAUCCAAGACCGCUUCCUCAUGCGGGUCGGGGACCUAUCCUGGCACGAGCACUGCCUCAGCUGCUGCGUGUGCGGCUGCCCACUAGCCCACACUUGCUUCACGCGCAACGCCAAGCUCUACUGCAAGCCCGACUACGAUAGAUUGUUCGGCGUCAAGUGCACGCGCUGCGGCGACAGGCUGCUGCCCCAGGAGAUGGUCAUGCGCGCGCAGCAGUACGUCUUCCACAUACAGUGCUUCGUCUGCGUGAUGUGCUGCCAACCGCUGCAGAAGGGCGAGCAGUACGUGAUACGGGCCGGCCAGAUAUUCUGCAGGCAGGACUUCGAGAAGGAGAUGUACCUGAUGCAGCACGCCGAGGACGAGAUGAUCAUCGACGACUCCGACCGGCCGAGGGACGGGCGGCGCGGGCCCAAGCGGCCCAGGACCAUUCUGACGUCGGCCCAGCGCAGGCAAUUCAAGGCGUCGUUCGAGGUCAGCCCCAAGCCCUGCCGCAAGGUGCGCGAGGCCCUGGCGAAGGACACCGGGCUCAGCGUGCGCGUGGUCCAGGUCUGGUUCCAGAACCAGAGGGCCAAAAUGAAGAAGAUCCAGCGCAAGGCGAAACAAGAGGGCGACAAGAACACCGAGAAGGAGAAAGAUAAAGACGAGAAGAACAUAAAACAGGAGUCGCCGUCGAGCGACCACGGAAACUAUCUCGGAAUGGAUAACUCGUACUCGGCAUCGAGUCAGCCGCUAAAUCCGAACUUGCCUUAUUCCCCGGAUGAUUACCCCACGCACUCCGGUGACAGCUUCUGCAGCUCGGACAUAUCGCUGGACGGGAGCAACUUCGAUCAGCUGGACGAGGGGGCAUCAGACACGAUGAGCCUGCAGAACCUCGAGGUGCAGCACCACCCGCACCAGCACUCGGCCCACUCCUCCCACGAGCCGCUGAACCUGGGCACCGGCGCGGUCGUGAACCCGAUCGACAAGCUCUACCUCAUGCAGAACUCCUACUUCAGCACGGAACAU
This is a messenger RNA of Iphiclides podalirius (scarce swallowtail), 1110 nucleotides long. Lineage: Eukaryota; Metazoa; Arthropoda; Insecta; Lepidoptera; Papilionidae. The record is from the annotation of a GenBank genome assembly.